AUGCCAGCAGGCCACCGACCGGCAGAAGCAGAACGACACAGUUUGGCCGGGGCUGUUGGAGGAGAGCCCAGGCCACUGAGUGGCCUGACUCCAGGGGAAAACCUUCCCACUCCAUCCCCUCUGGCUCCCCGAUCUGCUGAGAGCCACUACCACUCAAUAAAACCUUGCACUCAUUCUCCAAGCCCAGGUGUGAUCAGAUUCUUCGGGUACAUCAAGGCAAGAACCUGGGAUACAGAAAUCCCUCUGCCCUUAAGACAAGAUGGCUCAGAUACAGAUAGGCUAAGGCUACGGAUGCAGGCCAGGUUGUUUGGAAGUUCUCCACAAUAUAGAACUGACUCAGAGUUGGGGAUGAUUGGCUUCUGCAAGAGAUGGCAAACUGGGGAGUCAGAAGAAAAGAGGUGUCAGAUAGCAAAUUACUGGCUGCCUCACUUAAACCUGCUGGAGAAAAUAGUAAAAGAAAAUCAUUCCACAGUGACUGAAUUUAAUCUCGCUGGGCUAACAGACAAACCAGAGCUCCAGCUGCCGCUUUUACUCCUCUUCCUGGGAAUCUAUGUGGUCACAGUGGUGGGCAACCUGAGCAUGAUCACUCUAAUUGGGCUCAGUUCUCACCUGCACACCCCCAUGUACCAUUUCCUCAGCAGUCUAUCCUUCAUUGAUCUCUGCCAGUCCUCCAUCAUUACCCCAAAAAUGCUGGUGAAUUUUGUGUCAGAGAGGAAUGUUAUCUCCUACCCAGCAUGUAUGACUCAGCUCUACUUCUUCCUUGUUCUUGUCAUAUCAGAAUGUCACAUGUUGGCUGCAAUAGCUUAUGACCGCUACAUUGCCAUAUGUAACCCACCUUACAAUGUCACCAUGUCUUAUCAGGUCUGCUCCUGGAUGGUAGUUGGGUUGUAUUUUAUGGGCUUUAUUGGUGCUACAGCUCACACAGUCUGCAUGCUAAGAGUGCUUUUCUGUAAGGCUGAUGUAAUCAACCAUUUCUUCUGUGAUCUUUUCCCACUACUGGAGCUUUCCUGCUCCAGUACUUCUAUCAAUGAAAUAGUAGUUUUGUGCUUCAGUGCAUUUAAUAUCCUUUUCCCCAGCCUCACCAUCCUUAGCUCUUACAUCUUCAUCAUUGCCAGCAUCCUCCGCAUUCGCUCCACUGAGGGCAGGUCCAAAGCCUUCAGCACUUGUAGUUCCCACAUCUUGGCCGUUUCUGUUUUCUCUGGGUCUGCAGCAUUCAUGUACCUGCAGCCAUCAUCUGUCAGCUCCAUGGACCAGGGGAAAGUGUCUUCUGUGUUUUAUGCUACUGUUGUGCCCAUGCUGAACCCCCUGAUCUACAGCCUGAGAAAUAAAGAUGUCAAAGUUGCCUUAAAUAAGUUCCUUGAAAAAGAAGUUUCCUGUGGAAGUUGCCUUAAAUAA
Molecule: messenger RNA, 1395 nt
Organism: Symphalangus syndactylus (siamang)
Lineage: Eukaryota; Metazoa; Chordata; Mammalia; Primates; Hylobatidae
Product: olfactory receptor 8G50-like
Biological process (GO): G protein-coupled receptor signaling pathway
Cellular component (GO): membrane
Molecular function (GO): G protein-coupled receptor activity; olfactory receptor activity
Source: RefSeq, a predicted model, not a curated record